UUUUGGAAAGCUGAAGCUAUCUAUAAUUGUCAUACAUCAUGUCCUCAUAAAUUUCAAAAAAUCACUGAAUGUACCAUAUACCAAUAUCGAGCUCGCAUUUGCCAAACAUUUAGAUAUUGGAUUUGUAUGUUUCCAAUUCAUUUCGAUCUUAACCCAGCUUUAGUUACUACAUUGCGAGAUUUUCAAAGGUGUUUGUGUGAUCAAAGUUAUCGUGCUUUGGCAGAUCUUCUUGAUUUGUCAAAACUACCUUCCUAUGAUUGGGCUCGAAGUAUGUCAGUUCGUAAUCCUCCUGCAAAGCAUACGAGAAAAAUAUCUCUAGUUUUUGACCAUUUAGAGGCAGAUGAACUCGCAAAUCACAUAACAUUUUUAGAACACAAAGUUAUGCGGAGAAUAACAUUUUCAGAUUUUAAAGCCUAUGCAGAAUGUGGAACACCACAGGACAACCCUAAAUUAGAAAGAUCUAUAUCUUUGUUUAAUGGACUCUCACAAUGGAUUCAGUGGAUGGUUUUAAGCAAGCCUUUUCCGCAACAAAGAGCUGAUGUUAUUGUGAAAUUUGUGCAUGUUGCUGAGAAACUUUUACAGCAGAAUAAUUUCAACUCUCUAAUGUCUGUUGUUGGAGGACUAAGUCACAGUGCACUUGCUCGAUUGAUAAAUACGAUGGCUUGUGUACCUGCAGAAACAAAGAAAACUUUGUCUGACUUAGGAGAACUGCUAGCAUCUGCAUCCAAUUUUAGUAAUUACAGACGAGCUCUAAUGGAAGCACGAGGUUUCAAGAUACCCAUCUUGGGUGUUCACAUGAAAGAUCUCAUAUCACUUCAUGUAGCAUUACCAGAUACCCUUGAAGGUGGCAUGAUUAAUUUUCGUAAGGUAGCGCAGCUGUCACUGAUAUUUCAGGAACUCUGGGAACUUCAAAAUUCUGUUCCAAAAGUCGCUGUUAAUGCAGAUCUAGUCAACACCCUACGGUUGUCAUUAGAUACACCUUACACUGAGGAUGAAUUAUAUGAAUUAUCCUUAGCAAAAGAGCCAAGGGGCUGCUCAUCACCCCAGUCUUCUUCUCCAUCUAGACAGAUUUCAUUUUCAGACUGGGUUGCUGGCAUUGGAGGUGCUGUUGAUACAGAAACUUUGGAAAAAUUUUAUCUGUGUAUAAUCGAUGUGAUUAUAAAGAAUUAUGAUUUUGACAAAGAUGGAUUCCUUUCUGUCGAGGAAUUCGAUGCAGUGUAUAUGAACUUUCCAAAUAUUGACACAUUUUCUGUUAUUGACUUUGAUAAAGAUGGUAUGAUAAGUAAAACAGAUUUGAAAGCUUAUUUUCUCACCUAUAAUUGUAAAGCUGUCAGAGUUGCAUUCCAACAUGAUUUUAGUGAAACAACUUAUUUUAAGCCUACAUUUUGUGGUCAUUGUGCAGGUUUGCUUUGGGGUAUAAUAAAGCAAGGAUUUAAAUGCCGAGACUGUGGAAUCAAUGCACACAAACAUUGCAAAGAAUUGGUUGUAAUGGAAUGUCGAAAAUCAUCUACAUCUACAUCACGAUCUAAUUCAUUUGCUGCUGCUGAUGGAUCAAAGCUAAAAUCAAAAAUUCAAAGACCUUGGCGAAGGCAGUUGAAAAGUAGUCAGUCAGAUGGAGAUUCUAGUCUCAGCUCUAGAACAAGCACAGACAGUGACCUCUGCAACUGUGACAAUGGCUUUGUUAUAAUUGACGAGUCACAACCAGAAAAUGUGAAAAGUACAGAUGUAUUCAAAGAUUUUCCAAAGAGUCCAACUACUAAAUCACCAUCUCCAACAAAAAUUACGGCUUCAUCUAGUGGUUGUGGAUGCCAGCAAGAAUUCACGUCUCCUUCACCAGCACCCUCUGAAUUCAAAAGCGAAGCUUUGAUUCAGCAAUGUUCAUCCUUACAGAAAAUACCCCCAUUGUCAAAGCAUCUGGUUUCAUGAAGUGUAUUUUGUGUAAUUUUUUAUGUAUAUGAAAUAUUAUAAAGAACUCUAGUUUUUUUUAUUGUUGUAUUGAAAAUACUGUUAAAAGAAAAAGAUGAAAAAAAAUCUCAUUCCAGUUCUUCCACAUACUGAUGUAAAUGGUUCAUUUUUAAUUCUCGGAGUUUUUAUAAUGCAAGGUAUCUGUACUUCUUGUGCUACAGUACGUUUUAAAGACUUAACAUUUAUACUAGUCAUUGAUUAAAAUUGUCAUAAUGUGAAUGUAUUUUACAUUGUUUUAUACUUUUUAUUUCAGUCUUUUUUUUAUGUCUUAUUUACUUUCUUCAAGCAUGAUUACAUUUAUUAGUUCAUUUUUAUUGCUUUAUUGUCUCAAUUGCUAUAAUUCACUUGAGAAACAUCGUAAUUUUUAAGAUAGUUGACACAGUUAUGAUGUCUGAUUUAUUAUUACAGGUCUCCUGUGAAUGAAUUUUAAUUAAUUUGCGUAAAUUAUUUUAUAUACAAUAUAAAAUUUGAGAAUCAAGUAUAUUGAUUCUUCAUAAUUUAUAUGAAUUACCUCCUCUCCCAGGGGGGGGGGAAAUCGGUCUAAAAAUAUUUAUCAAAUGUUAAGCAAAUAUCAUAUGAAAAAUUUGGUUACUUAUUCAUUUCCUAAAGUAAGCAUUUCUGUUUUCAUUUUACAUAUUACAGUAUAGAGUUGAUUCCUGAUAUCAUAUAUAUUUGACUGCUAAAACAAAGUUUUAGUAGGAACAGUAGUCUUCUAGUAGAACUAACAUUGGAGAAGUCAAAUUUUGAAUAUGAAAAAGUCAAAAUUCCUUCUUGCAAAUUACAUUUAUACUUAUUCUUUAUCUAUUAUAUCCUGUUAAAUUUCAGCAUCUAUUUAAAAGUAAUCAAUGAAGUGGAAUUUCUUACAAUUGAAAAUUUAGGAAAACAAUUUUUCCCUCUCCUAUUUUUUCAUACUCCCCCCCCAAAAAAAAAAAAAAAUAAAUCCCAGUAUUUGAUGCCAUUUUUAGCCAAUUA
Stegodyphus dumicola is the source of this 2937-nucleotide messenger RNA. RefSeq names its product ras guanyl-releasing protein 3-like. Gene Ontology annotation, molecular function: calcium ion binding; guanyl-nucleotide exchange factor activity. NCBI's taxonomy places the organism in Eukaryota, Metazoa, Arthropoda, Arachnida, Araneae, Eresidae. The record is from RefSeq and is a predicted model, not a curated record. Gene Ontology annotation, biological process: Ras protein signal transduction. Gene Ontology annotation, cellular component: plasma membrane.